GACAGCAAUUUCAACGGAAUGAUGUUUAUGACCUGAUCUGAUCAGAUUUUCCUUUCGUUACUAUGUGAAACUAUCACAGAUUAUUCCGUUGUUCCUCUGUAUGAUUUCAGCCAUAUCAGUAUACUUCCAUAGUCGUUUGUUUGGCAAAUGCCGUAUCAUUCAAGACAUCAUUCUAUCUAGAGCUAAGUUAGUUGGAAGCCAACUGAUUAAGACCAAGAUAUGAGAAAGAGAGAGUGGGGAGACAGAUUGAGGCAGGUGGAGAAGAGGGCUCAUUCUUAUCAGCAGAGCCCUCUCUGCUCACGGUACCAGCCUCGAUUGGCCCGGCCGUCCCAGCCGUCUUCAUUGUGGCGUCUUUUCCCUCGACAGAGCUCUGCCCUGGCCCUCGCACAGACCUGCAAAGAGGAUGUUCAUGUGUUUGCACUUGAGCGAGAGGGUGGUGGCAUGGGCCAGAGGAUAUACCUGGUCACCAGUUACACGGAGCUGUGGCACUACUACAGGACCUACAGGCAGUCCCUUAUGCACUGCUAUGAGGUGAUCCCAGAGGGAGCUGUGUGUAAGCUUUACUUCGACUUGGAGUUCCAGAGGGCGUGGAACCCCAGCCUGGAUGGGGGAAGAAUGGUGGCUCAGCUUAUUCAGUAUGUGUGUGAGAAGCUGCACGAGCUCUAUGGCUUGAAGUGCUCCAGCAAGGAUGUGCUGAAUUUGGACUCCAGCACAGAGGACAAGUUCAGCCGCCAUCUGAUCUUCCUCCUGCCUAAUGCAGCGUUCAAGGACAACAGUCAUGUUGGUCGUUUCAUCCAUGCUAUUGUAAGACCAGUGCUGAUCAUGCUUCAGGCACGCAAGGGCAGCCAGCCCGAGGAGAACUCCACCCUCUGUGCCAGUGCACAGCAAAGUAUAGAACCACUCACUUCCAUGGAGUGUAUUCCCAUCGGGGACAGAGGCAUGCUGGGAAGUCCGCAGCCCAAGAGACAAAAACAUGGGGAAGAUGACCUCAGUUUCCUGUUGGUGAAAAACAAAGAUGGACAGACUCAGCUGUUCGUUGACCUUGGGGUCUACACCAAGAACAGAAACUUUCGACUGUACAAGUCGUCGAAGCUGGGGAAGAAUGCAGCCUUCGUGGUAGCUAAGGACAACCAGUUUUCCCCAGAACCUGACAAGCAUCUCACCAUGGAGGAGAACAUCUUUCAGGCGUCUUUAAUCAGCAAUGUGAGUUACACAGGUCAGAGGAUUCUGACGUGGGAUGCCUCAGAGUUUGGAAAUCCCACAGGGCCUCGGCCAGAGGGCUCUACCAGAGCUCAGCCCAGCCCAGAUUGUGUUGGAGGCCACCAGUACUCCCCCUACAGAGAAGUGGAUGACUUUGUGCUGACGCUGCUAUGCAAGGGGGACAUCAGAGGAAGUAUACGGUGCUGGAACUACUUUGUGUCGGAGCAGCUGCUGGUCUAUGACAUUCUGAACUACCGCUGGUGCAACAACGUGGGGCGCUUCCACAAGAGCAACAACAUCAUGAUCCUAGUGGAUCUGAGGGAGGAGGUGUGGUAUCAGAAGUGCCACGACCCAGAGUGCAGGAGACAGAACUAUAGAUCCUCCAAUUACCCUCUGCCAGACGAGAUCUGCAUCAGUCAUCUACUCAAAGAGGAUGAGGAGGACCAGCUGUACCUGAUGGAUGAUGCAGGGACCAUUGAGCUCAGCCAGAGAUCUCCUUCUGAGGCUUCACCAGAAGGAGCCAAACCAGAGAACCGUACCCAGGCGGGAGACACUGAAGGCUGGGGGGACUGGGCUGAUGAUGACCCCUGUUACCUGGAGGCACUGCAGGAGGUGGAGAAGAGUGCGGAGGAGGUUUCUGAUGAGCUGCUGCUGACUGCAGCAGAUGAGUGUGAGAACAGGGGGAGAUGAUGGAGACAAGCCCAUGGGCCUGUAGUGGGUCCUACACAGACUGAGAAGCUGGGACAAUAUAAAUCCUAGUCUCUUGAAAGUGACAACGUAAUGGGGGAAAAAAAACAUAUUUACUGCUUAUAUGUCUGUUAGAAGUGCAGUUAUGUCAGCAUUUCUGACAAAAUGUUGGUGAAAACAUUUACCAUUACAGUUCUUUUAAAACGAUUUUGUGGAAAUGAUUUCACCAUGUAGGAUAACAUUUUUAAUUGCAACUUUUUUGAAAAUAGAAAUGGCUGUACAGACAUUUUAUAUUUAAAUUUAAAUUUCUAUA
This is a messenger RNA of Clupea harengus (Atlantic herring), 2200 nucleotides long. It is a transcript of the gene primpol, whose product is annotated as primase and polymerase (DNA-directed). The record is from RefSeq and is a predicted model, not a curated record. Lineage: Eukaryota; Metazoa; Chordata; Actinopteri; Clupeiformes; Clupeidae. Gene Ontology annotation, cellular component: mitochondrial matrix; nucleus. Gene Ontology annotation, molecular function: DNA-directed DNA polymerase activity; chromatin binding. Gene Ontology annotation, biological process: replication fork processing; error-prone translesion synthesis; mitochondrial DNA replication.